Apiotrichum porosum is the source of this 1080-nucleotide messenger RNA. RefSeq lists its product as uncharacterized. Gene Ontology annotation, cellular component: heterotrimeric G-protein complex. Bases 1 to 1080 code for a protein of 359 amino acids. Gene Ontology annotation, molecular function: guanyl nucleotide binding; G protein-coupled receptor binding; GTPase activity. The transcript has 8 exons. The record is from RefSeq and is a predicted model, not a curated record. Lineage: Eukaryota; Fungi; Basidiomycota; Tremellomycetes; Trichosporonales; Trichosporonaceae. Gene Ontology annotation, biological process: G protein-coupled receptor signaling pathway.
AUGGGCAACUGCAUGUCAAACCCGAGCCAGGAGAACAGCGGACCGGGGAGUGAUCGUUCCCGCGAGAUCGACAAGCAGCUCAGAGAGGAGGAACGGCGCAUGGCCCGCGAGGUCAAGCUCCUGCUUCUUGGCGCUGGCGCCAGUGGAAAGAGCACGGUUCUCAAACAGAUGCGAUACAUCCACUCGCGACCAUUCUCGGUCGAAGAGGUCGAGGACUACCGCAAGAUUGUCUUUUCCAACAUUGUCGGUGGCAUGCGUGCCAUUAUCGACGUGAUGGACGCCGAGGACAUGGCAGUGGCGCCGGAGAACAGGGUGUACAUUGCGUUGGUCGACAAUGAGAUCGCCAUCAACACCGGCGACGCGUUCCCGAUGCACUACUACCGGGCACUGAAAGCACUGUGGACCGACCCAAACGUGCAAGUGUGCUGGUCUCAGGCGUACCGGUUUGCUCUGCAGGAGAACAUCCCUUAUUUCUAUUCCGACCUGGAACGCUUAUUCCGGCCCGACUACACACCUAGCCGCGACGACAUCCUCCGUGUCCGCACCAAAACCACAGGCAUCAGCGAGACCCGCUUUGAGAUCCGUGACAUGGUGUUCCGUCUCUUUGACGUCGGCGGCCAGCGCAGUGAGCGGAGAAAAUGGGCAUCAUGUUUCGAAAACGUCACCAGCAUCAUAUUUCUCGCCUCGCUGAGCGACUACAACUCGUGCAUCAUCGAGGACGCCGAGUCGAACGGAAUGCUCGAAGCCUUGAUCCUCUGGGAAUCCAUUCUCAACAGCCACUGGUUCUACAAGUCAUCACUGAUCCUGUUCCUCAACAAGGCUGACCUCCUGCGGGAGAAGCUCAAGAGCGAGACACAGCAGGUGGUCACGAGCUUCCCAGACUUUGACGGCGCGCCGUUCAACUUCAACGACGCCAUCGAGUUCUUCAAGUUCAAGUUCCGUUCAGUGAACCGCAACCCAAACAGGGAGGUUUACGUGCAUGUUACCACUGCGACAGACAGCGCCCAGCUCAAAGUAGUCAUGGCUGCGGUCACUGACACUAUUGUGCGCAACUCUCUGCGCGACAUGGCGAUCCUGUAG